Beauveria bassiana ARSEF 2860 is the source of this 1689-nucleotide messenger RNA. RefSeq lists its product as uncharacterized. NCBI's taxonomy places the organism in Eukaryota, Fungi, Ascomycota, Sordariomycetes, Hypocreales, Cordycipitaceae. The transcript has 4 exons. The record is from RefSeq and is a predicted model, not a curated record. Bases 1 to 1689 code for a protein of 562 amino acids.
AUGGAGCCUCGAACUACGGAGCCAUAUUCCCAAACGCGUCCGGCCAUUGACCCUGGGUCUUCCAUUUCGCCUACAUCACAUCCUGCAAUGAUAUCGCAUCAUGACGAAGCAACACCUCGGUACCAUCACCGGCCUUCGACACCUGGUGCAGGCCCCGUACAUCUAUUACAUUACGCAACUUCCGCCACGCCACUCCGAAACGAUACCGCCUCUCCCAUCUCAACACAGGCCACCGCGGCCACCUUGGUUUCUUCCGAGACCAACACAACAUCGUACAGUGCCGACACCUCCCCCAGCCUGCAUCAGUCUAUUUUCUCUAUUAAAGAUGGAACCGACGUCUCUAACAACCGGCGCGCCAGUAGGAGACGUACCGGUCCUCUUUCCCAACAAUCUAGAGAGCGGGCUGCAUUGAUCAGGAAGCUUGGUGCCUGUCGCGAUUGCCGCCGUAGGAGAGUUGCUUGUCAACCAAGUCAUCACGACAUGACAUGGCAGGACCUUGUUAGCAAAUUCGAUCGAUCCCAUAGCCCUGCAAUGCCAGAAGCGCCACCUUCUUUGUUGGGGGCUGAGGAGUCUACAAGCUCCGUGGUAACUAUGCGGGAGUCUCAGGCGAUGUAUACAUCGGAGACACAAGAUAUGGAGAUUGAGGCUGGGCCGUCCACGUCACACCACCUUGGAAGCCGACUGUCGCUGAGCGACCCGCGGCUACGGACGCCUUUGCCAUCAGGCCCAAGACUCGAGAAGUCUCUUUCAUUGCCUGGCAUCGAAUCUUUCAAGAACGAUAUUCAGACUACAGCCAACAGAAUGUUGUCAGCUACAAAUCGCGGCCGAUAUCUCGACGUGCGAGCUCUGUUACUUGUAUGGCAAGAUGAUGAUGACGCAGCAAAUGUACAUGCUGCGACUCAAGAGCUAGCCGACGUGUUUGCAAAGCAGUACCGAUUCGUGUUUCGUAUACAGAUGAUACCUUCAAACGAGCGCGGAUUUGCCAAAGAUACUUGGAGGUGGCUGUCGAGAACACUAGACAGAUUUGCGGAAGAGGAGGAUCGGCGUGAAGUCUUGAAGAUUGUGUACUAUGCUGGGCAUACAUUUCUGGAUGAGAAUAGAGACAUGUGUCUUGCUAGCUCUCGAGAUGGCCAACAAGCAUCGAUUGUGAGGUGGAGCACGCUGCAACAGCCACUGGAACAGGCAUCUUCCGAUGUCUUGGUUAUAAUGGAUGCUGCGUUUUAUCCUUGCUCGAGGAUUCUUCGUAAGCAGGGUGUUAUGGAAAUUCUGGGAGCAUCUAUUUCGGAGGAUCAUGCAGCUUCACUGGGUCGAUGCACAUUCACGAGGGCUUUGGCUGAGCAGCUUAGGAUACGAGCUGGCCGCGCAAAACCUCUCUCGGUAGCUGAGCUACAUGCUAUUUUGCUGAGCGCGUACCCAAAGCUUGUCCAAGACCGCCACUCGGAAGCUGAAGGCAUGCUGAGCUUUCCAACACCGUUUCACAUGAUGGUGAGCGGCAACUCAAGAUUACCGUCAGUCUUUUUGAGUCCGAUGCAUCAGCACAGCGCGCACCGAAGCAGCUUUUCAUUUGAUAGCAUGCCGCAAAUCAGCCUCAACAGACUGCCAGAGAUGUUCGAGUGGAUGGCCCAUUCAGGACUCCGUUCAGAUGAAGUCGCAUGCAUUGACGACGACGACGACGACGACCACAAAUGA